Etheostoma spectabile (orangethroat darter) is the source of this 5488-nucleotide messenger RNA. It is a transcript of the gene kcnh1a, whose product is annotated as potassium voltage-gated channel, subfamily H (eag-related), member 1a. NCBI's taxonomy places the organism in Eukaryota, Metazoa, Chordata, Actinopteri, Perciformes, Percidae. Gene Ontology annotation, molecular function: delayed rectifier potassium channel activity. Gene Ontology annotation, cellular component: voltage-gated potassium channel complex; plasma membrane. Gene Ontology annotation, biological process: regulation of membrane potential; potassium ion transmembrane transport. The transcript has 13 exons. The coding region runs from base 194 to 3112 and encodes 972 amino acids. The record is from RefSeq and is a predicted model, not a curated record.
UUUUCGUCUCUGGAUGAUAAGGUGCGUUAGGAGGCGCCGCUGCACCGGGCUGAGGAGGGAGCCGAUGAGCAGACCAGACAAACAGCUCCUACUAAGACAUCCACGCAGCAUCUCAGAGCCGGAGAGACCAUGAAGACAAACGGCAGAUCGAGGAGUAAAGAAUCACCUGCAGACGACCGAGUGUAGAGGCAGGAUGGCGGGGGGUCGGAGGGGACUUGUGGCCCCACAGAAUACUUUUUUGGAGAACAUUGUCAGACGGUCGAACGUUUGGACAUUGUCACAUAGACAGACAGAUACCAACUUUGUCCUGGGAAAUGCUCAGAUAGUAGACUGGCCCAUCGUCUACAGCAAUGAUGGUUUCUGCAAGUUGUCGGGCUACCACAGAGCAGAGGUGAUGCAGAAAAGCAGCACCUGCAGCUUCAUGUACGGGGAGCUCACGGACAAGGACACAACGGAAAAAGUGCGACUAACAUUCGAGAAUUAUGAGAUGAACUCAUUUGAAAUACUAAUGUACAAGAAGAACCGGACGCCUGUUUGGUUUUUUGUGAAGAUUGCUCCCAUUCGAAAUGAACAAGAGAAAGUGGUCCUGUUUCUUUGCACGUUUAGUGACAUCACAGCCUUUAAACAGCCAAUUGAAGACGAUUCUUCAAAAGGCUGGGGAAAGUUUGCCCGACUGACUCGAGCUCUAACAAGCAGUAGAGGAGUCUUACAACAGCUGCAGCCCACAGUCCACAAAGGAGAGAAUGUCCACAAGCACUCCCGCUUAGCUGAGGUACUGCAGCUCGGAUCAGAUAUCCUACCUCAAUACAAACAGGAGACCCCCAAAACCCCUCCCCACAUCAUCCUGCACUACUGCCUCUUCAAGACCACAUGGGACUGGGUCAUCCUCAUCCUCACCUUCUACACAGCUAUCAUGGUGCCCUACAAUGUCUCCUUCAAGACGAAGCAGAACAAUGUGACGUGGCUGGUGGUGGACAGCAUUGUGGACGUCAUCUUCCUGGUGGACAUUGUUUUGAACUUCCACACCACGUUCGUCGGACCCGCCGGCGAGGUCAUCUCAGACCCCAAGCUGAUCCGUAUGAACUACCUGAAGACCUGGUUUGUUAUCGACCUGCUGUCCUGCUUGCCUUACGACGUCAUCAACGCCUUCGAGAAUGUAGAUGAGGGGAUCAGCAGUCUGUUCAGCUCACUUAAGGUGGUCAGGCUUCUCCGUCUGGGUCGGGUUGCCCGUAAACUGGAUCACUACAUCGAGUACGGGGCGGCUGUACUGGUCCUGCUGGUGUGUGUUUUUGGACUGGCCGCUCACUGGCUGGCCUGCAUUUGGUUCAGCAUCGGUGAUUAUGAGGUUAUCGAUGAAGAAACAAACAUUGUGCGCAUGGACAGCUGGCUCUACAUCCUGGCUGAGACGGCGGGCACACCGUACCGCUUCAACGCCAGUUUAGGCAAGUGGGAGGGCGGGCCCAACAAAGACUCUGUCUACAUCACUUCCUUGUACUUCACCAUGACCAGCCUGACGAGCAUCGGCUUCGGCAACAUCGCCCCUACGACAGACUGUGAGAAAAUCUUUGCGGUGGCCAUGAUGAUGAUUGGAUCUCUUCUUUACGCCACCAUCUUUGGUAAUGUGACAACAAUCUUCCAGCAAAUGUACGCCAACACAAAUCGUUACCAUGAGAUGAUUAACAGCGUCCGGGACUUCCUCAAACUCUACCAGGUGCCCAAGGGCUUGAGUGAAAGAGUUAUGGAUUACAUUGCCUCCACCUGGUCUAUGUCACGGGGUAUAGACACCGAAAAGGUGUUGCAGAUCUGCCCAAAGGACAUGAGAGCAGAUAUUUGUGUUCAUCUUAACCGGAAGGUUUUUAAAGAGCACCCGGCUUUCCGGCUGGCCAGCGAUGGGUGCCUCAGAGCGCUGGCCAUGGAGUUUCAGACCAUCCACUGCGCCCCCGGUGACCUGAUCUACCACGCCGGUGAAAGUGUGGACAGCCUUUGUUUUGUGGUGUCUGGAUCACUGGAGGUCAUUCAGGACGACGAGGUGGUGGCCAUUUUAGGUAAGGGAGAUGUGUUUGGGGAUGUUUUCUGGAAAGAAGUCACUCUCGCUCAAGCCUGCGCCAACGUCCGAGCUCUGACCUACUGCGACCUCCACGUCAUUAAACGUGACGCCCUGCAGAAGGUGCUGGAGUUCUACACAGCGUUUUCCAAUCACUUCUCAAGAAAUCUGCUGCUUACUUACAACCUGCGAAAGAGGAUCGUCUUCCGAAAGAUCAGUGAUGUGAAACGAGAGGAAGAGGAGCGACAGAGACGUAAAAACGAAGCCCCUCUAAAUUUGCCACCAGAUCAUCCGGUACGAAAACUCUUCCAGCGCUUUCGACAGCAGAAGGAAGCCCGCCUGGUGACCGACAAACCAGAACUAGAUGACCAUGAUAUCGAGAAGGGCCCUAUGUACGUGGACAUCCCGAUAACUACAACAGCCAUCACAACUACCAGCAUCAUCACAGUGACGGAAAGCCCUGCAACACCCUCAUCUUCAAUGCCUUCAUCUUCAACAUCCCCCAACUGUACUCCCUCAAACAAGGCAAAGCUGCAGGUCCCAACUCCUGUUUCUCUGGUGGGAGGCCGGGCUGCCGAACCCGUCAAAGUCAAAGGGUGGGGUCGCUUCAAGGAGUCCAUGGCCAAAGCCGACAACUGGAACAAAGUGUCUAAAGCCGAGUCCAUGGAGACAUUACCUGAACGGACCAAGGCGCAUGAGUCACAGAUGUCUCUAAAGAAGACAGACUCAUGUGACAGCGGUAUCACCAAAAGUGACCUGCGCCUGGACAAAGUAGGCGAAUUCCGCAUGACGCCCCAGGAUCGCAGUCCCGUCCAGCCACCGGAGACCAAGCGCGCCUUCUACCCCAUCCAAGAGCAAACGCUUCAGGCCUCACUUCAGGAGUUCAAGCUGGAGCUGAAGGACGACCUCAAGAACCUGAACGUUCGAAUGUCCGGCCUGGAGGCGCAGCUCACAGAAGCACUUCAACUCCUCAAAGUAAGGAGAUCAAGUGCUGGCUCUCCGCAGCCUCUUUUUGACAUUUCUAGACCUGCUUCACCAGAACUGGACAAAGAGGACAUUUUCUCUUGAAGAGUGGAAGGUUAACUGAUCAGGUUAACUGUGAACUCAGCUGGAAUCCAGUAAUAUCCACAUUACUUGGAGAGCUGAGUCUGCACUGGGCACACCAUUUAGAUAAGACAACAGUGUGGUCUUGAAGACACACCGGUCUUUAUCCUAGGGGUGUAGCUGUUGGCCAACUAGGGAAUGUCAUGUUGAGAAGUUGAGGUCGUAGCCCAGAUUCUGUUGUUGUAACAUUGAACACUGGGAAGUUACAAAAACACUGACAGCUCUACGUUUGUACAUACGUUUGAUUUAUUUUUCCAUCGCACUAUGAUGGAAAAAUAGCUUGGGAGGUUUGAUUUUAUCUCGAUUUUGCGAGUGUCAACAGAAGAACAUAGUUGUAUCUCUGUUGGGAAGAGAAUAGAAACAGCACGCCCUACUGGUUUGUUAUUGAAUCAUUUGUAAGAGAUUCUUUGCAUGUCACGUAAAAUAGACGUUUGACUCAAAUUGCAGAUGGUGCAUUUUUGAUUAAUUGAGGCCACGACUCAUUUGGAUUAUUUCAUCAUGACGGUGGGAAAAGACAGUUAUUCCAGAUGUUGAAACUGUCUCUGAGUAAUUUCCUUAAGUAAUUGAUGAACUCUUUCUUUUUAUAUCCUUCCAGGAUUAUUAUGAAUAAUACAACUGAUAAAUCAACAAGCAUUCAGAGUUUAGCAGUGCGUAUAAUUCCCAUAAACCAUGGCUAGAUAGGCUUGAUGAAACGGCAGAAGUGAGCAAUUUAUCCAUAGUUCCUGAUAUUGAGUAUUUGUUAUUCUCAUAUAUAAACACUACAACCACACACACGAGACACAUGUUGUGUGAGAGCCGUGCAUUUUUAAUUUUGGUCAUGCAUAUUUAGCUGAUGCAGAUGGUACUGAUAAUGGCUGUACCCCUUACCUUAUUUUAAAACAGUUUUCAAAUAUUUCAAAAGUAAAAUUUAUAUAUAUAUAAAUAACAUAAACUUCAAAGUGCAGGUUUGUUCACGUAAAUGGACCUAGAUAGUCAAUGGAACAUGCUGUAGAGAUGUAUUUUGCCUUUAAUGGCCACUGAGGUACAUGUUUACAUUUGUUACCAGUUAGCAUGCUUAAUUUAAUUGUCUGUCUUCACGAGUUAACUAUUAAUAAAGGACAAAGAUGAUGAAAAUGUUAAGGCAAAGGGUUUGCAAUGCAGUUCUUGCUUUGCAUUAUUUGAGGCCAAUAUUUGGAGGAAAUAUCUACUUGCUAACCCAAAACCAAGAUUCAACAUCAGUCAACAGGCAGGAAAUGUGCUUUAGAGCAUUUUUGUAGCAACUUUCAUUCAUUACAGAACCCUAAUGUCCACAGAAAAAGAUGCAUUAAACAUGAAGUAAAGCAGAGAAAUGAUCACCAAGCAAUAAGAAUGCAAAUGUAUUUGCUACAAUCAAACUUAUAUUUAAAAAAUAUGACUAUUUUUUAAAACAAACUGUUUAUUUGCAGUUUAGUAAAAUCCAGAAAAAAUGUAUUGCAAGUCUUAGUCAUGAGCUUUACUGGUCUGCUUCUAUACAAUCGUUCACAUGGCAAAAAUAACCAUCACUCUGCAUUAUUUAUUAUUCAUAUGGAUAAUUUAUGUUCCCUGCAUGGCUUUUCUCUUAUCAAGACUAAAGACAAGUUGAGAAGAACACAGCUAAGAGGAAAAAAAACGACAGGUUUUUCUCUCAAACACAUUUUGUGGCUCCAUUUCCAUUAAAAAUGUAGCUUGCUUAAAAAUAAAUGGGCAUGUCAAAAGUGAGAACUCAUUUGGUUUAGAGCCAGUGUUUGUGGAUCUUUAUGGGUCUGCUUUUGCAAAGAGUUUUGAUUUUACAGAGGGAAAAGCACUAAAAUGAUCUGAGUGUGACUUCUCUAUCACAGAGGACUCAUAAAGCUGCUGAUUACACACAAGUUCAAAAAUCAGAAGGAGGCUACAUGGCCGACAGUAUCUGAGGAAUUUAGUCAUUUAAUUUGUGAAAGACAGAAUCUAAACAUUAUGUAAUGAUAGACACUUAACUGACUGACUCAUGUCAAUUCAUUAUAUAACGUUAUUCAAAAGACUUGGUGGAGAUUACCACAUGACAGAUCCAAUAAUGUUAUGUAGUUAUAAUGUUUAUUGUUGCAUUUGCAACAAAGCUCUGUGUGUUUGUUUUUAUUUAUUUUUUAUAAAUUAUCACACAACUACCUACAUCAUUAUUAAGUAUCAACGUAUCACAGUAAAUAAUAAUGCUGGAUGAACUCUUAUAUGGAAACAGUUUUUUUUAUUUGGCGACUUUUAUGACAAUUGGGCGAGUUAUUAUUUGGCUACUUGGCAUUAGUCAAAUUAAUACAUUACUAGAAGCUCAACCAAGUAUACGUAAAGAUUAUGCAGCGCAUAAAUAGCAUG